AUGGGCAAUAUCACCAGCAAACCCGAUGACCAGGCUGCCGCCCUCUACCUCAGGGACCAGAAUCGCUUGACUAUUUCCUCCCUCAUCGUUACCAAUCCGCGAAAACGCACAUCUGUCCAUGUUACCCCAAACACCUUCCCUGCGACCAGGCUGGCUGUCAUCCGGACAUCUGGUGAACAGGCCCCUGUAGAAUUCGUCCAGGAUCCCGAGCCGGGUGCUUCAGGCUUCUUGCUCAAGCUCGAUAGCGACGAUGAACUCAUCUUCACAUUCACUUUCGUCUUGCGCCAGCCAAGCGCAACCCAGCCUACCUCCCCUCCUCCCGAUGCGACCACCGCUACUCCCGAUACCAGCAUAUCUGGGCUAACAUUCGUUUGCGGCUCUACCUCGCGCGAAGUCGAAAACCUCGUAACUCGCGAGUUUCUUGCCAACCCGAACCUCCACAAAAACGACAACGUCGCUCUCGUCGGAGACUAUUCCACCAGCGGCAGCUCUUCUGUCACCUUUGAAUGGACUUGGAAAUGGAAACCUCCCAAGCCCGUCGAGGACAAGAUCGGCGGUUGGAGAAAUUUCUGCAGUUUUGUCGAGUAUGAUUCCCGUGCGCAUCGCUUGCACGCCCUCGCCAGUUUCUCUUUCUGGGUAGCUUCCUCUCCGGUCUCCCCAGCCUACACCAGUCAACCUAACUCUCCGAACCCUGGCUUCCUGCUCGGCUCGCCUCCAAAGAUUCGUGUUGCCUCUGCUCAAUCAGUAGACUCUCGCUUACACUCCGACAUCGACGAAGUACCAUUAUCGCCUUUGCCUGGCGCACUAGAAACCUUUUCGCCAUCGAUACUACCGCAGGUCCAGGAGCCCGUCAAGGUCGACGUCUCAUGUCCGCGUCCUGGUGAGGAUGUGUCGGUAUCGGAUGAUGGUCCUGUCUUUCGGGCCACUCUUAAAGCCCUGGAGCAAAAGACUGGCAAUAUGCGAAUCCACAUGAAGAGAGUGCUAAAGAGUGCCGAACAUGCGCAUACUUGCCAACUAGUCGCCAAUGAGGCUUUGGUCGCUUUCAUGGACGCUUUGCGUGAAGCCUCCAGCACCAACGCGCACGCAGUUCAGCCUGCGCUCGAACACUAUUUUGACAAGAUCGCCCGUGAAAUCCUAAGCUACGACCGCCAGAACACUGCAAACCUGCAGAAGAUCAUCAUCGAGCCGAUAAACAAGCUUUACCAGCUCGACAUCAAGCAAGCAGAGGCAAAGAAACGCGACUUUGAAGAUGAGAGCAAAGAGUAUUACGCAUACGUAUCGCGAUACCUUGGCCAGCGCCACGACUCGGUCAAGGCUAAGAAACUCGCUGACAGCGACUCCAAAUACCAAAACAAGAGGCGCAACUUCGAGCUCAAACGAUUCGACUACUCCAGCUUCAUGCAGGAUUUGCAUGGUGGUCGCAAGGAGCAAGAAGUCUUGUCGCACCUGACAAAGUAUGCUGAUGCACAAACCAAGGGUUUCCUCGCCACGGCAAAGAAGAUAGAAGCUCUUCUGCCGCAGCUUGACGCUCUGUCCUCGGAAGUUAGUGAGGCCGACAAGGAAUACCAAUAUCAAAGACGAGAACGCGAAGAAAAGCGGCGUUUGCUGGAAAAGAGUAACACCCCCUAUCUGGAGCCCGAACAGGCCAGCCUUGCCGCCGUUCCGCCUCCGACCGCGUCUUCUAAUGGCAACACGGGCCACAAUUCCGACUCGGAGAUAGGCAGGGCUGAUAGCACCGGCUCUCAACUGAGGUCGACGUCAUCUGGCGGUCAGGUCAGCAUAUCCGGCGUCGAGGUGGUCAACCCCCAAGGCGGCCUACCCACAACCAUCGGCAGUCCCUCUCAAAACACCAAAUUCAAGGGGUUCCGUGACUUAGAGGAACCGAACCCUUCACAGUCUUCCGUUCCGCAUCGCAAAGAAGGGCUUCUCUGGGCGCUCAAUCGCCCCGGUGGCCAUGUUGAUCCCCGAAAUCUCAACAAGCAAGGCUGGCACAAGUUUUGGAUUGUGCUAGACCAGGGUCAGCUGUUGGAAUACAGUAACUGGAAACAAAAACUAGACCUCCACAUGGAUCCCAUUGACCUGAGGAUGGCAUCUGUGCGGGAGGCUCGCAAUGCUGAACGUCGCUUCUGCUUUGAAGUAAUUACCCCUAAUUUCAAGCGUGUCUACCAGGCUACAUCGGGAGAAGACAUGAACAGCUGGAUAGUUUCCAUCAACAAUGCCUUGCAAAGCGCCGUGGAAGGCAGAAGCGGCCGUGAACGAUAUGCCGCACCAGCAAAUACAAGCCACGACUCGUCCAUUAAGAGAGACAUUGGCUCUAUUCUUACCGGCAAAACCCAGGCGCUGAUGCAUAGCAGUAGUCAUUCGCACGGCAGUUCUUCGAGUGGCAUCCCAUUCCGCAGAAUCACUGUUGGAGCUCGACCCGCGCCAGUACGAACCCACAGCGCAGGGUACGAUGAAAACCCCGACCAGCUUCUGCAAAUGCUUCGGGACAAUGACCAGGGCAAUAACUGGUGCGCUGACUGUGGAUCGGGCUCAAAGGUUGAGUGGGUGUCUAUCAACUUGGGCAUUAUCCUCUGCAUCGAGUGCAGCGGCAUUCACCGUUCGCUGGGUACUCACAUCAGCAAGGUGCGGUCAUUGACUCUCGAUAUCAAGUCUUUCACUGUCGAUAUUGUCGAAUUACUCGUUUUGAUUGGAAACCGAGUUUCAAACAUGGUUUGGGAGGCGACCCUGGAUCCCACGACGAAACUUGCUCCGCAAGCAACUCGCGAGGUCCGCCUCAAGUUUAUCACCAAUAAAUACGUCAACCGAAGCUACGUGCAACCAAUAUCAUCGACUUUGUCGCAUUACGCAACGCCCGAUGAGACUUUGCUGGCAGCAAUUAAGAAGAAUGAAAUCCAGCAGGUUUUGUAUGCGUUGGCGCUCAAGGCCAACCCCAACGCUGUUGACAGAAUGAGGGGAACACAUGCCGUGUGGCUGGCACUGGCAGCGGCCGAUCCAGCGUCACCGUCACCAACACCCGGGGCUACCGCGGACAAGGAGGGAAAGCAAGUGCCAUUCCCAGUUGCAGAAUUGCUGACGCAGAAUGGUGCUGAAAUCCCAGCGACACCGCCUGCCUUCCCGCUGGGCCGCUUCGCACAGCUGUACGUUCAGCAAAAGCAGGGCAAGACUCGAGCAGGAGUAAGAGACUCGGUCCAAGUGCUCCCUAACAGUGGGUGCGAGGUGGAGAGAACACGCUCCGAUACUGCCAAACUACAGAAGCGCAUCAGCGCCGGUGGGAGACUGGCCAGGUCGCCAAUUCCUGAGAAAUAG
Messenger RNA from Cordyceps fumosorosea ARSEF 2679, 3309 nucleotides. Its product is annotated as ARF GTPase activator. The coding region runs from base 1 to 3309 and encodes 1102 amino acids. Gene Ontology annotation, molecular function: GTPase activator activity; protein binding. The record is from RefSeq and is a predicted model, not a curated record. The transcript is spliced from 5 exons. Gene Ontology annotation, biological process: intra-Golgi vesicle-mediated transport. NCBI's taxonomy places the organism in Eukaryota, Fungi, Ascomycota, Sordariomycetes, Hypocreales, Cordycipitaceae. Gene Ontology annotation, cellular component: endosome; trans-Golgi network; cytoplasm.